GGACCUAGCCAUGGCCGACCAGCUGACUGAGGAGCAGAUCGCAGAGUUCAAGGAGGCCUUCUCCCUCUUCGACAAGGAUGGAGACGGCACCAUCACCACCAAGGAGCUGGGGACAGUGAUGAGAUCCCUGGGACAGAACCCCACUGAGGCAGAGCUGCAGGACAUGAUCAAUGAGGUGGACGCAGAUGGGAACGGGACCAUUGACUUCCCGGAGUUCCUGACCAUGAUGGCCAGAAAGAUGAAGGACACAGACAGCGAGGAGGAGAUCCGAGAGGCAUUCCGUGUCUUCGACAAGGAUGGAAACGGCUACAUUAGUGCCGCAGAGCUGCGCCACGUGAUGACGAACCUGGGGGAGAAGCUGACUGACGAGGAAGUGGAUGAGAUGAUCAGAGAGGCUGACAUCGACGGCGACGGCCAGGUCAAUUACGAAGAGUUUGUACAGAUGAUGACUGCGAAGUGAAGGCCCGGGCAGCUGGUGAUGCCCGUUUUCCUGAUCUCCUCUCGCACUCUUCUCUCUUCAACACUCCCCUGCGUACCCCGGUUCUAGCAAACACCAGUUGAUUGACUGAGAAUCUGAUAAAGCAACAAAAGAUUUGUCCCACGCUGCAUGAUGGCUCUUUCUCCUUCCUCCCGUCUCCCUCACGGCCCUCGGUUCCCUUUCGCCCUUCCUUCCACAAGUUCCAGGCCCUGUGCAUUCAUAAGAUGAACCCUGCCCCUCGGGGAGCCUCUGCCCUCCUCCUGCAGCCUGGGCAGCUCUCCUCCACUGCGGUCUGUUUCGUCUGUCCUCUUAUGUGGGUUGCUGGGGUGGCUGCUGGCCCUGUCCCAGCCCCGCGGGGGUGCCGCGCCCCCAGGCAAGGAGCAUGCCCGUCACUCCUGCAUGCAGCCAGCCCUGUGAUUCCGUGUGCAGAUCCCGGCAGCCCCGGGCAGGGGCCAGGAGGGGCGUGCAGAAGCACAGAGGGGUUGAGGAAUUGUGGCAUUGACUGGAGGGGAUGAGAAGGCCUUGGAAGCUGGCACGAUUUCCCCAUUGGAGGGGCCGGCUUGAAGGGGGAUGGACAGAGUGGACGGCACUCAGGUCCCGCUGGCUGCUGUUCUGGAACCAUCUGACUGGCUUUCUGAGGCGGGGCUGGGCAGGGGCUGCUCACUGGCCACUGUGCAGGUCGCCCUCGCCCAUGUCUCGCGGCGAUCUCGGCUGUUCUGUAAAUUACCUGGUGCUAACAUCCCAUGCCGCUCCCCUACGGCCCACCACCCGGGCCUUCUAGGUGUGGGUGUGGGGAUGGUCGCUCUGUAAUGUGCUGGUUACCCUAAUUCUAUUUUUUUUUCCUUUAUGUCCCUCAAAACUUUGAUUUUUGUUCCAAACCAUGCCAGGCCAGCCAAAGGGUGGGGAGAGGGAAGAUGAGCCCCACCAUACCCUCACAAGAACAAACCUGCAAUAAAACACUCGUGUUGGCCCGCUGCACUCUGCAUGCAGCCAGGGCGGCCUCUGCCUCCUGCUGCCUAUGCGCUCGCCGCUGACCUGGCCCUGGCCGCCUCGCUCAGCCCUGCCCCCGCCCUGCCUGCCCCCGCCCCAACCCCAGCGGAGAGCAUGAUCCGCAGCUCGCUUCUGACUCGCCUCUGGGACAAGUCAGUCAACGCGGACAUCAGUCUGGGUUCCUUUCUGUUCUUUUCAUCUGGCUCCCCCACCCCAGGUCAAUCAAGUGGCUUUCCCGGCACCUGCCCAGCUUUGGGACUCUUCUCUGCCCUCUGGCACCAGCCUUGGAGGGAGGGAGGGAGGGAGGGACAGGGCCCAGGGGGAGACCCGGCCAGGAGCUGAGGGCAAGGGCGGGUAGGCGUGAGGCUGUGGACACCCAGAAUGUUUGGGUUUUGUUU
Messenger RNA from Fukomys damarensis (Damara mole-rat), 1866 nucleotides. RefSeq names its product calmodulin 3 (gene Calm3). NCBI's taxonomy places the organism in Eukaryota, Metazoa, Chordata, Mammalia, Rodentia, Bathyergidae. The coding region runs from base 11 to 460 and encodes 149 amino acids. The transcript has 7 exons. The record is from RefSeq and is a predicted model, not a curated record. Gene Ontology annotation, molecular function: calcium ion binding.